Messenger RNA from Tinamus guttatus (white-throated tinamou), 1114 nucleotides. RefSeq lists its product as uncharacterized. Gene Ontology annotation, cellular component: nucleoplasm. Lineage: Eukaryota; Metazoa; Chordata; Aves; Tinamiformes; Tinamidae. The record is from RefSeq and is a predicted model, not a curated record. Gene Ontology annotation, molecular function: DNA-binding transcription repressor activity, RNA polymerase II-specific; RNA polymerase II cis-regulatory region sequence-specific DNA binding. Gene Ontology annotation, biological process: regulation of cytokine production; regulation of immune system process; negative regulation of transcription by RNA polymerase II.
AUGAGUGAGCAUGAGGAGCACGGCCGGCAGCCAGGUGGUGCGGCUGCGGCCCAAGCCCGCGGGAGCCUCUCGGACUUCUUUGUGAGGGAAGCGUUGCUUGCAGACCACAACGUAGGAAUCGCCUGUCCAUGUCCGGACCUCCUCUCGGAGGAGACAAGGCCAGAGAAGGCUCCUCACUGCAGCUUCCGCAAGAGGAAGGAUACGGUGGUCCACCAAAGAGCAUUCAUGGGAGAGAAACCGUACAUCUGCAUUGAGUGCGGGCAAAGCUUCAACCGCAGCUCAGACCUCAUCCGCCACCAGCGGAUCCACACCGGGGAGAAGCCAUACGUGUGCGCUGACUGCGGGAAGAGCUUCAGCCGCCGCUCCCACCUCAUCCAGCACCAGCGUGUCCACACGGGUGAGCGGCCGUACCAGUGCAAGGACUGCGGGAAGAGCUUCAGCCAGAGCACUCACCUGGUGCAGCACCAGCGCAACCACACCGGUGAGAGGCCUUAUGUGUGUGCCAAGUGUGGGAGGAACUUCUAUCAGAACUCGGGCCUGCUCCGCCACGCCAACUUCCACACAGGCGAGAAGCCCUACAAAUGCCCCCAGUGUGGGAAGCGCUUCAGUGACAGCUCCAACCUCAUUGCCCACCAGCGUCUGCACACUGGGGAGAAGCCCCACAAGUGUGCUGACUGCAACAAAUGCUUCAGCGAAAGCUCCAAGCUGGUCAUCCACCGUCGCAUCCACACUGGCGAGAAGCCUUACUUGUGCCCUGACUGCGGGAAGAGUUUCAGCCAGCGCUCCCACCUUGUCCAACACCGUCGCACUCACACUGGGGAGAAGCCCUACAAAUGCGUCGAGUGUGGGACCUGUUUCAGUGACAACUCUACCCUCAUCCGUCACCGUCGCACCCACACUGGGGAGAAGCCUUUCAAGUGUUCCCAGUGUGGGAAGAGCUUCAGCCGCAACUCUUAUUUAGUCUCACACCAGCGAGUGCAUGUUUGGUAGGCAGUAUCACUAGGAGUGGUCUGUGGAUCUUCUGGGAUGCAGAUCCUGAUCCAGGCCUGUUCAAAAUGUGCCCAAGGGAGGAGAAGUAUAGAUGAGGUCACGUCUACACCAAGGGUACCAGGCU